AUGUUUAAGUUCGUCAGCACAUCGUCACAGUUCUUCCUCAGCAUAAUCAUAGCAAUUGUAGCGAUGACGAGCAUUAAGACAAAACAUAAUAGCGACCACAACAAUUACAAUAAUAAUAAUAAUAAUAAUAAUCACACAAACAACGACAACAAAGAUAAUAUCAUCCACGACUUAAACAGCUUCAGAAGCAGUAACUACAAAAGCGGCAGCAACGGCAACUUCAUUGGCGACAACCACAGCUUCAGAUAUCGACGCGACGAUGUCAGCCAGGCGGUAGUAGCAAUCUCGAUAAGAUUGAUAAACGCAGAGGAGGAACAGGGUCGAUAUUACGGCUACCUAGAAGUUACAAGGACUCUAAAUAAUGGAUCCAAGAAAUGGCUGAGCGUGUGUGGUAUCGAUUGGACCGAUAUAAACUCGGAACUGGUAUGUCGAGACCUCGGUUUUGCAACUGGAACAACCGUGAGGAACAUGAUGGGUUUCACUGGAUUCGUACAUGAGCGAGUGGAUACGAAAAUUAUUACUUGCAGCCGACAACAUGAAUCCUUCGAAAGCUGCUACGACAAAAUGACGGACGACAGUAGAUGUGGUAAAUCGGGUUUCAUACCAGCGUAUGUACAUUGCGUUAGAGGUUCGUCUGCGCAAGUGAUGUGGAAGAAAAGAGACGUCGAUGGCGUCCACAGCAUUGUGUCCUACAGCUUAUACAAGGACUCAAAACAUGUCGAAAUCUCCGCUGAAAGUUUGCAGAGUUUUUUGAAAUGUGUAAAACUACAAACGUCCUACGAAGCGUUUUAA
Helobdella robusta is the source of this 792-nucleotide messenger RNA. RefSeq lists its product as hypothetical. The record is from RefSeq and is a predicted model, not a curated record. Lineage: Eukaryota; Metazoa; Annelida; Clitellata; Rhynchobdellida; Glossiphoniidae. Gene Ontology annotation, cellular component: membrane. The transcript has 5 exons. Bases 1 to 792 code for a protein of 263 amino acids.